AUGGUCGCGGUUUGCUUGCUCUGUGUAUGGAUUGUGACCGGCAAGGCGAUAGAUAGAUCGAAGAGCAUCGAUGGCCAGUGGCCACAAGUCAAAACCAUGCUGUUGUUCGUUCGAUCAGAGCGACUCGCAGUUAUUCGCGGUGAAACUCAGUUUCAGCCGAUUCCUCGCAGGCCAGGAUGGCGCAUGUUCGGGCGUCCCCUGAAACGAUCGAGUCUGCUCAAGCCGACGCGGGUCCGGGCUCGGCUAAACGUUAAUUCAACUCCCCAUUAUAAAGGCUGGGCAUUCGGGAAGCAAGAACCUAAAAUUGAAGCUGGUUUAAUAUCGGCUCCCAGAUGGGCCAUCCCCGCUGAUCAGCCAGGCUCGGCAGGGUGA
Molecule: messenger RNA, 372 nt
Organism: Puccinia graminis f. sp. tritici CRL 75-36-700-3
Lineage: Eukaryota; Fungi; Basidiomycota; Pucciniomycetes; Pucciniales; Pucciniaceae
Exons: 1
Coding region: 1-372 (123 amino acids)
Source: RefSeq, a predicted model, not a curated record